AUGCCGUCGGGCGCAUCGGCACAACUGCCGCCGGCAGAAUAUAACAGAAUGCCUGCCCCUACACUCAUGAAUUACCAGAACCACCCGAGGACGCAAGGCUUUCGCUGGGGCAUCUGCGUUGUCUCGGAUUGCCAAGAAGAAGAACUACAAGAGAUUGCUCGCUCUUUCAUUGGAGACAUGGUGACGGUAAAUGUGAAGUACUGCAUGACGGACAUCACACCAGGGCUCACCACAUCGCAGAUUGCUGUUGUGGCUAUCCUGGCGACCAUUCUAGUGUUGAUGGUGGCCGCUACUUUUGUGGACGUGUACGCGUCCGAUGACACAAAAAAGAACGUGGCGGUGAACGUCCUGAGGUGCUUUUCCAUGCCGGCAAACCUGAGGCUGCUGGCGUCGAAGCCUGAGAAGACGUCAGGCUCCUACCAGCUGCGGUUCAUGCAUGGCCUACGCGCCUUCAGCAUCUACUACGUCGUCUUUGGCCACUCCUCAUCCGAGAUGGCGUUCGUCAGUGCUAACGCUACGUAUGCCCUGCACUACAUGGAUAGAUACGAAUCGACCCUUGCGGCAGCUUCCUUCCUGUCUGUGGACACCUUCUUCUUCAUGAGCGGAUACCUGCUGUCCUAUACGCUCAAUGGCACCAAGAAGGGAAGAGGAGUCCUAGCAGUCAUUGUCAUCGCGGUCCGACGUUGGUACAGGUUGGUGCUGCCCUUGGUAUUCGUGGCGUGCUGUUUCUCCCUGUUACCGCUGUUUGCUACGGGACCAACCACCACUCUCGUUUACGACAAGUUCUAUGCAGACGUCUCAGGAUACUGGUGGGCUAUUGUGCUGAACAUCCGGAACAUGUAUGAAGAGCUCACAUACGGGGUCAACGUCUAUACGUGGUAUAUCUCGGCGGACUAUCAGCUCUUCCUUGCGGCUCUUCUCGCUCAUCAGCUGAUUCGAACACGCACAAUCGUAGCCGCUCUGGUGGUGAUGUCCAUCGCAUGUAGCUCCUUCACUGCGUGGCAGAUGACUGGUAGUAGGUACUCACCGGUAAUCGUUCACCUGGCAGAGACAUUAGAAGACUACAUCAAGAUGUUGACCAACGUGUACAUGCUUCCUACAUACCACGCCGCCAGCUAUUUCGGGGGUUGCAUUACGUUCUACGCCGUUGAAAAGUUCAAGAACGAAAAAAUUUCGAAGGGCGUCCAGGUGAUGCUGUGGGCCGUGGUCAUCGUCUUCAGCGCGACCUGCGUGCUUUAUCGUUUCGAGUGGUCACGCGGCACGAAACACAGUGAGCUGGCAAAGGUGUCGCUGGCCUUCUGGGAUCGUAUACUCUGGACGUUAGUCCUGGCGGUGUUCACCUUCAUCCUCGUCUCAGGAAGAGGAGGCUUUGUGCAAAGAAUGCUGUCGGCUACGCCACUGGCGGUUCUUAGCAGGCUCACCUACGGUAUAUACCUCGUCCACUUUCCGUUCUACUUUGUUUGGAAAAGCGCCGUGAGAGAGAGGCUCUACACUAACAUAUUCAAUUUGUUCAACGAGAGUGUAUCUGUGUUUGUGUGGAGCUGCAUGCUUGCGCUCGUUCUGUUCCUGGCCUGCGAGGCCCCCGUUGGCCGCCUGGACAAAAUCAUGUGGACAAAGUCGUCGGUGAAAAGUAAAGAAGAACAAGUCAACGGGGGGACCGACCUGGAGCUGCCCACACACCGCUCUGAAGCACCUGAAGAGUCAAAUCAGCAGUAA
This is a messenger RNA of Rhipicephalus sanguineus (brown dog tick), 1716 nucleotides long. RefSeq names its product regulator of hypoxia-inducible factor 1-like. Gene Ontology annotation, molecular function: acyltransferase activity, transferring groups other than amino-acyl groups. The coding region runs from base 1 to 1716 and encodes 571 amino acids. The transcript is spliced from 14 exons. Lineage: Eukaryota; Metazoa; Arthropoda; Arachnida; Ixodida; Ixodidae. The record is from RefSeq and is a predicted model, not a curated record.